CACAGCCAGCGACGACGGUACUGUCUGUCUUCUGCACUCUGUUUUGAUCAGUUCGUUUAUUGUUGUUACGCUGAGCCACAGGAACCGCAUCAUUUACUAUAUCAUACCAUAAUCAUAUUAAUUUAUAAACAUGGCGGCCAGUAACGGUGAUUCUAAAAUGUCUCAACAAGGACCCGCCUUCGAUUCGAAUGCCAUGACGCUGACGCGUUUUGUGCUGCAGGAACAGCGUAAGUUCAAGGAAGCAACUGGCGAUCUUUCCCAGCUGCUCAAUUGCAUACAGACCGCGAUAAAGGCAACAGCUUCAGCUGUGCGCAAGGCUGGCAUUGCCAAGUUGCAUGGCAUUGCUGGUGAUGUGAAUGUGCAGGGCGAGGAGGUGAAGAAAUUGGAUGUGCUGUCCAAUAGCAUCAAUCAAAUGCUGAAAUCCUCAUAUACACCUGUUCUGAUGUGCCAGAAAUAUCCAGGUUAUUGAUUGAAACAGAGCGUCCAGAAGGUUCAUGAAAGUAAAGUUUGAACAAUAUAUAAAUUUUUUUACAGGCAAAAUCAUAGUUUUGGAUCCUCUUACGCCCUCCAACAUACUGUCUUUUCCCAAACUUGGCUCAUUUUUGCCAUUUAUCGCAAGCGCAGCAGUGGUGUGCCCACUGUGCAGGAUGCACUGCAGCCAGGUAACCAAUUGGUAGCCGCCGGCUACGCGCUUUAUGGUUCUGCUACAGCCAUUGUGCUGGGUCUGGGCAGCAGUGUUAAUGGUUUCACUUACGAUCCUGCUAUUGGUGAGUUUAUCCUCACGGAACCCAAUAUGCGUGUACCUGAGAAGGGCAAAAUCUAUUCCAUCAAUGAGGGCUAUGCCAGCGACUGGGAGGCGGGUGUCUUCAACUAUGUUGCCGCCAAGAAAGAUCCAACCAAGGGCAAACCCUAUGGUGCUCGCUAUGUGGGCUCUAUGGUUGCCGAUGUGCAUCGCACCAUCAAAUACGGUGGAAUUUUCAUUUAUCCCGCCACCAAGUCUGCGCCCAAUGGCAAGCUGCGUCUGCUCUACGAAUGCAAUCCCAUGGCCUAUUUGAUGAUCCUAGCUGGUGGCCUGGCUAGCGAUGGCAAGAUUAGUAUUCUUGAUAUUGUGCCACAGAAGAUACACGAACGUAGUCCCAUCUUUUUGGGUUCAAAGGCUGAUGUGGAGGAGGCUCUCAGCUAUCUAAAGUGAUUUGUACGUUUUUUAAGACAAUAAAGCAAUGUUUUUUAUGUAUUUUAAAUGA
Drosophila busckii is the source of this 1244-nucleotide messenger RNA. RefSeq names its product fructose-1,6-bisphosphatase 1 (gene fbp). Gene Ontology annotation, cellular component: cytosol; cytoplasm. Gene Ontology annotation, biological process: fructose 1,6-bisphosphate metabolic process; fructose 6-phosphate metabolic process; gluconeogenesis. NCBI's taxonomy places the organism in Eukaryota, Metazoa, Arthropoda, Insecta, Diptera, Drosophilidae. The record is from RefSeq and is a predicted model, not a curated record. Gene Ontology annotation, molecular function: fructose 1,6-bisphosphate 1-phosphatase activity.